GUGUAUCCUAGAGCUGUGGCAGAUAGCCCCGUCCACAGUGAGUGUGCAGCAUCUUCCAACGAAAUGAUAAAACCCCCCGAGAAAACGGACAUGGACAACAACAUCAAAGCGAUUAUGGACAUGAGCCCCCACAUCGACGGCAACCAGAAGGGCAAGGACGUGGACAACGACAUUGCGGACAAGGACCACAACCAGAAGGACAAGGACGUGGACAAAGACGUUGCGGACAAGAACCACAGCGGCAACCACAACAGGAAGGACAAGGAUGUGGAGGAUAAGGACGCGGAUCCCAAGGGCAACGCCAAGGACACCACCAAUGAGCACAAGGCCGAGGAUGUGGAGAGCGAGGAUUCGGACUCAUCGUCAUCUUCGAGUUCCGGUGAGUCCGACCGCCCGCUUCCCGUAGUUGACACCUCCAAUUGGAAUUCCGAUUGGCACGAUACGUGGGAGCAUGCUCUCACUUUGUCCAGCCAGGUUGACUCUGCGCACAAGCGCCGUGUCUUGAACUCAAUGCUCCGCACCAUUGCCCACUGCCAUACCAAAUGGAAUGAGGAAUGUAUGCUGCAGAAGCAGUAUGACGAACUCCCGCCACCAUUUGGUCUCAAGGUGAUUGUUUCCAUGCCGUACAAGUUGCAGAUCGCCAUAAUGAGGGUCAACGACAUAGCCUACGGUACAUUGAAGAUGAUAGACUUCACGCCCAACUUCCGUGCCGGACCUUUGGCUAUACAACUCAUGCUGAAGCAAACGUCGCACUGGUUCGCCCACUUCACGCAAGUGACACCAAAACUUCUCAAGGAGUCCAAGCCCAAGCAGGACCCUGACGAUUUGCAGAGUGGCUUCGCGUACAUUAAGGCCAAGGAAUGCCUACCAUGUCAUCCGAGUGGGAUUGUGUAUGUGAAGACCAUGAACGACUUCUAUUUGACCUUGCACGACCUUGCCGCCUGGUUCUUAGACGAUGUUGUUGUUGAACUUCUUGGAGAUCUCAAGUCCAAGACAAUCGUUCUUCCCGGUCUGGCCGAAAAAGGAAAGACACCUGCCGCGCAGGCGAUUGCCAUGGCAAUCAGUGAGUACUACAUUCUUCGGGACAAAAAAGAUGAUAGCAUCCGGCCGGGUUCCCGCAUAUGCUCAUCCCUAGAUCAGCUGCGGGGAGAGUCGGGCGAAAAAUGCCGACCAGACAUCCUUGAUGAUCCAGACGUGAACACGGUGCCAAUUCCCAAGUUAAAGAGCUUCCUCGACAGUUCCCUUGCAGAAUGCCACACGGUUGAGAGAUGGACUGCAGCAAGAUCUGUGCAAAAUCAACUACGCAUGCUUUGCGACAAUAAGGUCGAUGAAAAGGCAGAGCCCCCGGAAGACAGCGACACCUCCAGAGAGAUCGACACCUUUUACGACAUGAUCAAGCCGGCCUUUCACGAAAAAGCGAAACUGCAGGAUGUCAUGGCGUGCUUGAAGAGAGCACACUUUGUUGUCAACAUGAACAGGGCGACCUUCAUACGCAAGGCCGGGACCAGCAAGGACCCGGUGAUUCGUGUGCCGCACAUGGACGGAGUGCGGGACUUUCUCAGUGAGGAGAGGAAGUCUGUUAUUGGCUAUAUGCAGGACGGCCACAAGACACCCCCAAAGGACUGGGUGCAAAAACUCCAGUGGUCCCACGACGUGAUGACUCUGAUCAUCGAGUCGCAAAAGAAGCCUCCCCGCACGAGAGCAAUCGUCUCAUCGGAUAGCUUCGCCAAUGGUUCCAAGAUGCUCAAAGAGAUCAAGCUCUCGCUGCCGUUUUUCGGUCAUGUUUGCCCCGCCUUCAUUGCUGAGGAACGAGGUGCCUUUUCUGUGCAGUACGACUACCAGCUCCUACUAUCCAGGGAUGAGGACGGGGACCGGGACGGGGACAAGGAUGAGAAAGAGGCGGCCGAGGACAAGGUGCGGAGUCCCGAGGUAUUGUCAAAUGUCACUGCCAAACAGUUUGAAAAGGAAGUUUUGGCGGAGUGGAAAGGGGAGCAAAGAUGGAUCAGGUUCUUCAACCUGGUGGUGGAACAGCUGCGAGAGCAAGAAAUCGCAGCGGAUGUUAAGGAACCACCGGAGGACGUGGCCAAGGUCUGGGUUCUCGUUUUGUAG
This is a messenger RNA of Symbiodinium necroappetens, 2109 nucleotides long. Lineage: Eukaryota; Dinophyceae; Suessiales; Symbiodiniaceae. The record is from the annotation of a GenBank genome assembly.